Messenger RNA from Lagenorhynchus albirostris (white-beaked dolphin), 3903 nucleotides. RefSeq names its product solute carrier family 44 member 2 (gene SLC44A2). The transcript has 22 exons. Gene Ontology annotation, cellular component: membrane. Gene Ontology annotation, molecular function: choline transmembrane transporter activity. The record is from RefSeq and is a predicted model, not a curated record. NCBI's taxonomy places the organism in Eukaryota, Metazoa, Chordata, Mammalia, Artiodactyla, Delphinidae. Gene Ontology annotation, biological process: choline transport; transmembrane transport. Bases 204 to 2342 code for a protein of 712 amino acids.
CCGUGGUCCAGUCCGUCUGAGGCAGCAGCUCUGCUAGGGCCGGUCUGACCGGUUUGGGCCGCCCCGCCUGGCUCUGCUGGGAGGGGCCGCCGUCCGUCGGUCCCUCGGUCCCUCCCUCCCUCGGGACUCCUGCGCGUCUGGACCCGAGGGCAGAGAGGGAGCGCGAGCCGUCAGUGGGCCGUCGGGGCAGGGCGCCCGCAGGGAUGGGGGGCGAGCGGCAGCAUUACUACGGGAAGCACGGAACACCACAGAAGUAUGACCCCACCUUCAAAGGACCCAUUUACAACAGAGGCUGCACAGACGUCAUUUGCUGUGUGUUCCUCCUCCUGGCCAUUGUGGGCUAUGUGGCUGUAGGCAUCAUAGCUUGGACUCACGGGGACCCUCGAAAAGUGAUCUACCCCACUGAUAGCCGAGGCGAGUUCUGCGGGCAGAAGGGCACGAAUAAUGAGAACAAACCCUUCCUGUUUUAUUUCAACAUUGUGAAGUGUGCCAGCCCCAUGGUCCUGCUGGAAUUCCAGUGUCCCACCCCCCAGAUCUGCGUGGAGAAAUGUCCUGACCGUUACCUCACCUACCUGAACGCUCACAGAUCCCAGGACUUUGAGUACUACAAGCAGUUCUGUGUGCCCGGCUUCCAGAACAACAAGGGUGUGGCUGAGGUCCUCCGAGAUGGCGACUGCCCCGCCGUCCUCACCCCCAGCAAACCCCUGGCCCAGCGGUGCUUCCCAGACAUCCACAGCCACAAGGGGGUCCUCAUGGUGGGCAACGAGACAACCUAUGAGGAUGGGCACGGCUUUCGGAAAAACAUCACGGAGCUGGUGGAAGGCGCCAAGAAGGCCAAUGGAGUCCUGGAGGCCCGGCAGCUGGCCAUGAGGAUAUUUGAAGAUUAUACAGUCUCCUGGUACUGGAUUAUCAUAGGCCUGGUCAUCGCCAUGGUAUUGAGCCUCCUGUUCAUCGUCCUGCUCCGCUUCUUGGCUGGCAUUAUGGUCUGGGUGAUGAUUGUCAUGGUGAUUUUGGUCCUAGGCUACGGAAUAUUUCAUUGCUACAUGGAGUACGCUCGACUGCGUGGUGAGGCCGGCUCUGACAUCUCCCUGGUGGACCUUGGCUUCCAGACGGACCUCCGCGUGUACCUGCACUUGCGGCAGACCUGGAUGGCCUUCAUGAUCAUUCUGAGCAUCCUCGAGGUUAUUAUCAUCUUACUGCUCAUCUUUCUACGGAAGAGAAUUCUCAUCGCCAUUGCACUCAUUAAAGAAGCCAGCAGGGCUGUGGGAUACGUGAUGUGCUCCUUGCUGUACCCGCUGGUCACCUUCUUCCUGCUGUGCCUUUGCAUCGCCUACUGGGCUAGCACCGCUAUCUUUCUGUCCACUUCCAACGAAGCUGUCUAUAAGAUCUUCAAUGACACCGCUUGCUCAGUUGCUGGGAAAACGUGCAACCCUGAGACCUUCCCCUCCUCCAAUGAAUCCCGCCUGUGCCCUGGAGCCCACUGCCAGUUCGCCUUCUACGGUGGUGAGUCGACUUACCACCGGGCCCUGCUGGGCCUGCAGAUCUUCAAUGCUUUCAUGUUCUUCUGGCUGGCCAACUUCGUGCUGGCGCUGGGCCAGGUCACGCUAGCUGGCGCCUUCGCCUCCUACUACUGGGCCCUGAACAAGCCGGAUGACCUGCCUGCCUUCCCACUCUUCUCUGCCUUUGGCCGGGCGCUCAGGUAUCACACAGGCUCUCUGGCCUUCGGCUCCCUCAUUCUGGCCAUCGUGCAGAUCAUCCGAGUGAUACUCGAGUACUUGGAUCAGCGCCUGAAAGCUGCGGAGAACAAGUUUGCAAAGUUCCUCAUGACCUGUCUCAAAUGCUGCUUCUGGUGCCUGGAGAAAUUCAUCAGAUUCCUCAACAGGAAUGCCUACAUCAUGAUUGCCAUCUACGGCACCAACUUCUGCACCUCAGCCAGAAACGCCUUCUUCCUCCUCAUGAGAAACAUCAUCAGGGUGGCUGUCCUGGACAAAGUUACCGACUUCCUCUUCCUGUUGGGCAAACUUCUGAUCGUGGGUAGUGUGGGGAUCCUGGCUUUCUUCUUCUUCACCCACCGAAUCAGGAUCGUGCAGGACACAGCACCACCCCUCAAUUAUUACUGGGUCCCUAUACUGACGGUGAUUGUUGGCUCCUACCUGAUUGCCCACGGCUUCUUCAGCGUCUACGGCAUGUGUGUGGACACACUAUUCCUCUGUUUCUGUGAGGACCUGGAAAGGAAUGACGGCUCUCAGGAGCGACCCUACUUCAUGUCGCCCCAGCUGAGAGACAUCCUGUUGAAGGAGAGUGCGGAGGAGGAGGGGAAGCGGGGCGAAGUUGAGGAGUAGAGAGGGAGGCUGGCUUGGAGGCCACGCAGGCCUCCUAGUUUCCUCCCUGUAGAUCGGGGGUGCACGCGGGGCUUCCUGGCCUGGGAGUGGGGAGCAUGUGUGUGGGUGUGUGUGUGUGUCGAGUUCCCAGCCUGCUCCAGUCCGCCCCCUCCAGUCCCAGCAUGUCUUGCUUCCUAACCCUCUGAGGCUUCUCUGUGGCCCCUGUCCGCCCACCCUGUCCCCUAAGGCCCCUGCCCGUGGGCUCCCCUCAUGCCACCUGCUCUGGGGCCUCUCUCUCCGCAGUGGAGGACCUGGAGAGGAACGAUGGCACCGCUGAGAGGCCUUACUUCAUGUCUCUCACCCUCAAGAAGCUUUUGAACAAGACCAACAAGAAGCCGGUGGAGUCUUAAAGGCCCCGCCCUCCUACCCCUCCCCGGAAGUCUCACAAUGGGUGCUUGGCAGCUGGGUCAGAACCCCCAGCCCAUCGGGCUGACCUGAAGUCCUAUCACUGCCGCCCCCUUCCUGCCCCUCCCCAUCAUCCAGUUACCACCAGUUUCCGGGAACCUGGAGGAUUUGUGGGAUCUCCUCCCUAUGCCAAGGGCCAGUCCGCGUUUUCACGGCCGCCCCCCACCCUCCAAAAAAACUGUGCGAUGAGUCUCUCCAGCCCCCACUGGCCCGGAUGAGAAGCCCAGCGAGGCUUCUUGACGUCUGACAUGCAAGGGCCCUCUGCGGGCUGCCCUCCGCUUCCUGUCCCCCUCUUAUGACAGGACAGUGUUUGUGUCUGCAGCAGCGGUGGCCACAGGAAGUCCACUUUUCACUUGCGUUUGCUCCGGCCAGGAUGCCAGGACCCUUCUCUGGGGCUGAACAACUGGUUACCGACUGCUGCAGGCGUUUAUUAUUAUUUUUUUAACCUGGACAUGCGUUAAAUGGUCUGUUAGCUUUUUUUCUGUCUGUCAUCACGGCUGAGAUGGGGCCACUGAGGAAUGCUUUCCGAUGUCCCCUCCUCGGGUAGGGUUGGGGUGGGGGUGUGCCAGGUAGGGGUGUCUCCUGGCACAGAAGGCAGGCUGUCCGGGGAGGGAGGCUGGGAUCAAGCUGGUGUGGAACAGGGGGGAGGAGGUCGCUAAUAGCGGCUUAAUGGAAACCGGCUGGCUGGCAGGUUGGGCCGAAUCCCGCCGCCCCCCGCCGCCCUUCUCUGCCAGUUAUUGACACAGCUCUCUUUGUAAGAGAGAAAAGAAACUGAAUCCACCCAAGGGAUGAUUUCAGAGGAAGUGGGGAGAUGGGCAGAUGCCCUGGGCAAAUGGGGGGACCCCUCCCCCCGCCCAGUCACCUCCCCUUGAGGAUCCUUUUGCCAAAUUUGUUGAACUCGGGGGGAACGGGUGUGCUGGUUCCCCCUUCGCCAUAUCCCAAGCCCCCACCCCACCCCACCCCCGCUCAAUCCAAUCCAGGAUCCCAAUCCGGGAUCUGGAGAAAUCCCAGCCUGGGGUUUCUGUCUCCAGUGCCUGCCGCCCCCUCCCCCGUUCUGUCCGUACAGCCCUACUUGUAACUGCAUUCCAACCACUAAUAAAGUGCCUAUUGUACAGAG